Desarmillaria tabescens is the source of this 357-nucleotide messenger RNA. RefSeq lists its product as uncharacterized. The record is from RefSeq and is a predicted model, not a curated record. The transcript has a single exon. NCBI's taxonomy places the organism in Eukaryota, Fungi, Basidiomycota, Agaricomycetes, Agaricales, Physalacriaceae. Bases 1 to 357 code for a protein of 118 amino acids.
AUGGGCGGCUGUCUCAGCGGACAAUUCGCUGGACCUCGUCCUCAUCAUGGUGGAUUUGGAAUGGGCGGAAUGGGUGGAGGAAUGGGCGGUCCAGGCAGCAUGGGCGGCGGCAUGGGAGGAGUCAUAGGCGGUCUUAUGGGAGGACAUCAUGGACAUCAUGGUGGCGGUUUUGGUAUGGGAGGUCCUGGAGGCGGUAUGGGCGGGCCAGGCGGUGGCUUUGGCGGUCCUGGAGGUGGAGGCGGAGGCGGGGGAUGGGGCGGGCCAGGCGGGGGCGGCUUUGGAGGUGGCGGCCCGGGCGGUCCCGGAGGUGGCUUCGGUGGACCAGGGGGUGGGGGACGACCUGGUGGUGGAUGGUAA